UCUCACAAGAUGGCGGCCCUCCUUUGGCUGACGCUUUGCGGGUCAGCGACGUUAACGCUGCUGCUGCUGCUGCUUCUCCUGUUACUAUGGCAACGGCAGCGGCCUGCUGGUUCCGAGGACCGCGUGGCGGUGGUGGUGCUGGGCGACCUGGGCCGCAGCCCCCGCAUGCAGUACCACGCCCUGUCGCUGGCCCAGCGCGGCCGCCGCGUCGACUUUAUCGGGUACCCGGGCACAAAGCCACACAGUGAGAUUAUACGUAAUGGAAACAUACAGAUUGUUCAUAUCUCUGAGCUCAAAAUCUGGCAAGUUGGGCCAAAGAUGUUCCAGUAUAUCGCAAAAGUCAUUUUACAGAGCAUCCAACUAUUGUAUACAAUGCUGAGAAUAGCUAAACCAAACUAUGUACUUCUCCAGAAUCCUCCAGGUCUGCCCAGCAUAGCUGUUACCUGGGUGGCUUGUCUUCUAAGAAGCAGUAAGCUCAUCAUCGAUUGGCACAACUAUGGCUAUACCAUAAUGAGCCUCACCCAUGGAAAGAGGCACCCUAUUGUCCGAAUUGCUAAGUGGUAUGAAGAAUUCUUUGGGCGUCUGUCUGACUAUAACAUUUGUGUGACUAACUCAAUGAAAGAAGAUCUUCUGGUGAACUGUAACAUCAGAGCGACAACCCUCUAUGACAAGCCAGCUUCUUUCUUCAAGGAAACGCCAUUGAUUGAUCAGCAUAAGUUGUUCAUGAAACUAGCCAAAGAAUAUGCUCCAUUUAAAGGCCAGCUUGUAGCAGAGUCCAGCCUCCCAGGUGAUGUUGAGAAAACUGCCUUUACACAACUAGACACCAGGAGCGGAAACGUGUUGCACUGCAUGGGUCGGCCAGCUCUCCUCAUCAGCAGCACCAGCUGGACAGAAGAUGAAGAUUUUUCCAUCCUAUUAAGAGCUUUAGAAGAAUAUGAACGCUAUCUCAACGAUGGAGCAAAGCUUCCUCCUCUUGUGUGUGUGAUAACAGGCAAAGGGCCUCUGAAGGAGUAUUACAACAAGCUGAUUGCAGAGCUGCAUUUCAAGCAUAUCCAGAUCUGUACUCCCUGGCUGGAAGCAGAGGAUUACCCCCUUCUGCUUGGCUCAGCUGAUUUGGGUGUCUGUCUUCAUAUGUCCUCCAGUGGCUUGGAUCUACCUAUGAAGGUCGUGGACAUGUUUGGCUGCUGCUUGCCUGUGUGUGCAGUGCACUUCCAGUGUAUACAUGAACUUGUGAAGCAUGAAGUAAAUGGUUUGGUGUUCCGGGACUCAAGUGAACUUGCAGAGCAACUGAAGAUGCUUUUCUUGGAUUAUUCUUCUGUAGAAGGCAAGCUCAAUUUAUUCCGAAGGAAUCUUCGCACAACCAAGCAGCUGCGGUGGGAUGAAAGUUGGGAGCAGGCAGUGCUUCCUCUUUUUAGCAGCAGUUAAGCUGAUACGACUUCAAAGUUAAUUUAUAACUUGCACAUUCUCAAAAUCUGUAACACCACAAGCGUGUUUGCAUAUCAAAAAUUAUUUUACAAAAGAAAAAGCGGUUUUAUAUGGUGAAUAAAAAGUUUUAUCUGGAGCUUCGUUUUAGGCAUAUGCAAUUUUUCCACCUUUUUUCCUCUUAAUUUCUAUGCUGUGGGCAGAGCUAAUGUUGUUUUGUAUCUACUAACUGCUUCAUUGUUGUUUUUAAAUGCGGUAAUGAAGUAGGUUGUGGUGCCUUCGGUUAUUGUUGCCUAAGUUGCAAGCUGGUAAUUCCCUAUUUGAAGUGGAAACAUGUUACAGUACUGUGAAUCAUGGAAAGUACCUUUAUAACAUCUUCACGUUCAAAGGAGAUACCAUAUUGCGAUGUGUGUUAUGUGUUUCCUACCUUACUUUAUAACUGGUAUUUGAACAUGAAAUGGAUAAUUUUGCCAAGAACAUGCAGGGUCUGAAACCUUAAACUCCAAGGUCUAUGUCGUGUUACAGUACAUUUAGCAUUUCCCCCCUCCCUUUGAAAAGGGGUCAUGCUGGUAUUUGUAUUUCAUGUUUAAAACAAUGCCUUGAGUGUUCAAUCAUAUUUCAUUUUUGGAUCUCUUUGUUCAGGGUAGACAUUUGUAUUGCAAGGAAAAGGACCAAACAGGCUUGGCUGAUGAGAUAGUAGGACUUGGAGAUCUUGGCCCAAGGUGGAAAGAAGCUUUGCCUCUGUUCAAGGAGAGAUCUUUUAAACCUCGGCCAUUUUGCUUCGUCCUAGGACUCUCAUCAAGGCUUCUUUGACAUCUUUAUUGCGCAGGCUGUAUAUGAUCGGGUUUAUCAUGGGGUUGAUGAUAGUAUAGAAGACCGAGAUGGCCUUGUCCUCUUCUGGCGUGCGCUGCCCCUUCGACCGCAUGUACAUGAGCAUGGCAGUCGUGUAGAAGAUAGUCACCACUGUCAGGUGCGCUGAGCAGGUGGAGAAAGCUUUCUGCCUGCUGUCGGCAGAGGCGAGUCGCAGUAUGGCAAUAAUGAUGCGUACAUAAGAGAGCACGAUCAAGAGAAAGGGGAUGAUCUCCGUCGCUAUGCCCCCCAGGUACAUUGCACUCUCGCUCACAGAGGUGUCAGCGCACACCAGCUGAAGCAUGGCUGGGACUUCACAGAAAUAGUGGUCAAUGACGUUGGAGCCACAGAGAGGGAGCUUCAGGACAAAGAGUGGAACCACCGACCCCAGGAAGGUGCUGAGCCAAGACCCAGCAGCCAUGCCGAUACAAACCGAUUUGUUCAUUAGAACAGAGUAGCGCAACGGGUGGCAGAUGGCGACGUAUCGGUCGAUCGCCAUCACAGCAAGGAAGAUACAUUCUGCCGCCCCUAGGAACAGCGUGAUAUACAUCUGAGCCUCGCACAACUCGGCUGAGAUGGACUUCCUUGUCACCAGGAAGUUCAUGAGCAUUUUGGGGACAACAGCCGAAGUGCAAAUGAUAUUCAAGACUGCCAGGUUGCAGAGGAAGAAGUACAUGGGCAUUUGAAGGUGGGGAUCCAGGCUGGUCAAAGUGAUUACAGCAAUGUUUCCAAUCAGAGUUACGGUGUAGAUCACGAGGAAUAUAAUGAAGAGGAAGACUUCGGCCAGUGGGGAGAGAGGGAACCCCAAGAGAACAAAUUCUGUGAUGAUGGUCAGGUUUUCCAUUUACAUACUUUUCUGUAGGAAGAACCAUAGUGGUUUAGUGGUCAAAAGUACAAGAACUCAUCUUGACAGCCCAUAUAGCUUUGCCCAUGAAGAGAGUCUAUACACACUCGCAUCCCAAAGCAGCAAUAGAUAGCGUAAUACCCAGUUGAUUAGGAGCGGCAUGUCUGCAAUCCAAUGAAAAGAUACCUAGUCAUUUCCGUCAAUCUCCUUUCUGACUUCUCAAAACGUGUUGCGAUCUUAACCCUGCUGAAAUGCCACCUUCAGCUUUCAAUUAGAAAUGGAAACACUAUUGUUGCAAAUAAGUGUGUGCAUUUAAACUGCUGUCAAUGGGAAAAAGAAAAGGAGAACCCUACCACUUUUAUUUUCCUCAUUCUCUGACUACCUCUCUUCCGAUGUUGCUGAACUACUGUUUCCAUCAUCCCUGACCAUUGGCCAGGCUGGCUGGGAAUGAUGGGAGUCGGAGUCCAACAACACAAGUUGCCAACAUCUGCCCUACAUGCUGUGUCAGACCGGACAACCCACUGCUGUUUCUUUCAACUGGGUCUGCUCCCCCUGCUGUUUGAGAUCCUUUUUAACAGGAGAUGGUGGAGAUUGUACCUGUGUCCUUCUGUCUCAGAGCUCUGUAGCCCCCUGUUAUGUCAAGAUGGGAUGCAUCAUUUAACUUGCACCGGCAGUAGAUUACAGAAGUGUUUUGUCCCCCAAUCACUCACCUUUUAAAUUUGUUUUAAAAUAAAUGUGUUUCUUUUUU
Messenger RNA from Zootoca vivipara (common lizard), 3863 nucleotides. It is a transcript of the gene ALG1, whose product is annotated as ALG1 chitobiosyldiphosphodolichol beta-mannosyltransferase. Gene Ontology annotation, molecular function: mannosyltransferase activity. The record is from RefSeq and is a predicted model, not a curated record. Gene Ontology annotation, cellular component: endoplasmic reticulum. NCBI's taxonomy places the organism in Eukaryota, Metazoa, Chordata, Lepidosauria, Squamata, Lacertidae.